Aureobasidium pullulans EXF-150 is the source of this 1488-nucleotide messenger RNA. RefSeq lists its product as uncharacterized. The transcript has a single exon. The record is from RefSeq and is a predicted model, not a curated record. NCBI's taxonomy places the organism in Eukaryota, Fungi, Ascomycota, Dothideomycetes, Dothideales, Saccotheciaceae. Bases 1 to 1488 code for a protein of 495 amino acids.
AUGGCAUCCAAGAAGCAAAAGUCCAAGAAGGUCGGAAAGACCAAGAUAAAGGCUGCUGCUGCGCCGAAGAGCAUCAAGAAACACGCCAGAGGGGGCAAGGGAAACAAGAACAAGCUAAAGGCUUCUGUUACUCCCAAAACUCGUCGAUCCGCUCGUCUUGCAUUCGCAGCGGAAGAGGUAGACCACCCAGUCCCGCAGAAGAAGAUAGAGGCUAAAAUCACUAAGGCUCAACCUUUUCGCAGCAUCUUCGAUAUCAAGUUGCCUGCACCUGCUGUGUCAACUAUCCCGGUCAAAGACCCAAUUAAAUCCGCCGCGGUGAAGAAAUCUCACAAACAGCCAGCAAAGAUUAUCAAGCCUGUGCAGAAUAAGAAGCCGAAUUUGGAGCGGGAGUCACGAAAGCGUUUCGCCGGGAAACCUUUUGCUCCAGAAGCGCCCAAGACAUUCGGAUAUGAUGGAGGUUCGCCCGAUUAUCUUCGAAAUGACCGUGUCUGGUUCUACGACGAGAAGCUCAGUAUCUACAGAAGGUGGUUCAUCGGACCAGAUGGAGGAUUAACAGAAUCCUUCCAUAUACUGCCGCCAGCUAAGGUCCUCAAGGAAUGGGAGGCCCUACUCAAAGUCAACUCUAUAACGCAUACUCCUCCAGACUAUGCUGUCUACAAGGAUAAAUCCGGGAACAUCGGGACAGUGAAGCUACCAAUCGUCAUUGUGCACUGCUGGAGUGCCAACAAAAUUUGCAAAUUGCCAGUGAAGACCCACAUACCGUUCAACCUUGACGCUCACAGGUCUCAGAUCUCAGAAAAGGAUAUCACGGAUCCCUGUAUAUACAUACCACACGAAGUAGUCUCGGAGAGGCGUAAACAGAAGCUUGCUUUGGUCAACGACACCGACCCAAGAGGUUUCCCCAAAUGCAUCAGCCGCACGCCUAUGCCCGCCUCGCCUGACGGUAAGCGGCUCACCAAGCCAAGAUCUUGGGAUGCAGCAUUCAAGUCUCUUGGCUGGUAUCAUCCAAAAGACAACUAUACCUUCUAUCCCGUACCAGAAGGUUACUCUCUGACCCUCAGAAGGCCUUUCGGCAUCAGCGGAACAGAACUGGAACAAUGGCACGAGGAUGCAGAGAACGGACCUCUUGCGGGACUCGCCAUUGCUGUCAGGGCUUAUGGUCCUGAGAAGCGGAAAUACCGCCUGAUUCAAAAACCAAGAACUCUACCCAAGUUUGGUGAGUCCUCGAGACCCCUACCCGAGUCUGGUGAGCCCUCCAAAACUCUGCCCAAAUUUGGUGAGCCCUCGGAAACUCUGCCCAAGUUUGGUGAGCCCAGAUUUGGUGAGCCCACAACUAUCUGGCCGACCAAGAAAAUCCAGACGAGAUCUCAGACAUCGCCGCUGCCAUUCACAAGAUCGAAAAGACGUACGGCAUCUGCUAUGAACAGUCCCUCUGAGCGCUUCUACACGAUCAGGAAGUACAGCGAUGCUGGAGAUAUUCCAGAGUGA